AUGGUCUCCGCUCAAGUUACCAACCUUGGCAUCAUCCUCGUGAUGAUGCAGCUGGCCAAGAAGGUUCCCUUUGAUGAUCCUCAGGUUCUGAUGGGAGUGCGUGCCAUGUACAUUCUCUCGAAUGUGCUGAUCAUCGCCAUCUAUCUGUACACUCAGGCCAAGAUUAACGCCAAGAAGGACAUGACGACCCUCAAGUACGUCGAGCCUGCCCCCAUGGGCACCGGCGAGGAGGCUAAGCCUGUCACCACCACCAACAUGGACUAUGACAAGGCCCAGCUGCGCCAGCUGAUCCGUAGCCAGCUGAUGGGUGUGGGCAUGAUGGCUGUGAUGCAUCUCUACAUGAAAUACACCAACCCUCUGCUCAUUCAGUCCAUCAUUCCCCUGAAGGGCGCCUUUGAGUCCAACUUGGUCAAGAUUCACGUCUUUGGCAAGCCCGCAACCGGUGAUCUGGCCCGUCCCUUCAAGAGCGCUGGCGGUUUCAUGUCCCAGGGCCAGCCCAAGAGUGACAAGGCGUCCAUUGAGAGCGCUGAGAAGAACUUCCGUGGUGGCGUCAAGGAGGAAUAG
Molecule: messenger RNA, 564 nt
Organism: Penicillium diatomitis
Lineage: Eukaryota; Fungi; Ascomycota; Eurotiomycetes; Eurotiales; Aspergillaceae
Product: PHO88 family protein
Exons: 3
Coding region: 1-564 (187 amino acids)
Biological process (GO): protein targeting to ER
Cellular component (GO): mitochondrion; endoplasmic reticulum
Source: RefSeq, a predicted model, not a curated record